AUGCCCGAAACAAAACUCAAGACAAAGACCAAGCGGGCGGCCGCUCCGUCUGAGAACUCCCCGAUGAACCAGCAACCGGUCGACGACAUUGACAUGGACGAUGAGACUAGCUCCGAUGAGGAGGAUUUCCCCGAGAAGGACGAGGCUGAGCUGAAGCUGGAGCGCAUGCUCUUUGGUGAUGAUGAAGGUUUCAUGGGCGCAUUGAAGAACCAGCAGGAGCGGGCAGAUGCUAUGCAGCUUACUCUGCACAGUGAUGAAGAGAGCGAUGCUGAGGCUGAGGAAGGCGAAGAAGAUAUUGAAAAUAUGGCGGAUGCAGAUCUCUUUUUCCUCGAUUCAGGUGUUGCAAACACAGAUCUCAUUCCUUCGCCGGAGACUCCGUCAGACGACGAAGACGAGGAGGCUGCUCCCGCAGCCUGGUACGACAGUGACGAUGAGCGCCUUGCCGUCUCCCUCACAAGCCAGGCCAAGCUGCGAAAACUGCGCGUGGCCGAGUCCGAAGAUAUCAUCAGUGGAAAGGAAUACACUCGCCGAUUGCGCAGACAAUUUCAGCGCAUGCACCCCACUCCCGAUUGGGCGAACCCCGAGCUGGCCGCUAUGCACAACGAAAACUCAGACUCCGAUGCCAGCGGGGAGGAAAUGGAUUCCGACGAUGAGAGUGCGCAGUUAUCAAUGCAGCCACUGGCUAAGCUGCUGCAAAACGCCACCGAUCUUACCCGUAUCGACGACAAUACCCGCUCUGGCGCCAAGCGCAAGUUGCGACAGGAAGUCCUGGAUAUCACACGCCUGAAGGAUGUUGGCAAAACGCAGCCGUCCUCCAUUGACUCGCUCAACUUCCACCCUCAUUACCCACUCCUGCUUUCCUCGGGCCCUGCAUCAACUCUCUUCAUGCAUCACAUUUCUCCCUCAGCGCCAUCUCCUAACCCCCUCUUGACCUCCCUGCACAUCAAGCGCACUCCAAUUCACACAUCCGCCUUUGCCCCGCCCACGGGUAACAAGAUUUUCGCAUCCGGUCGACGACGAUACUUCCACAUCUGGGACAUGGACACCGGCAAGGUGGACAAGGUCAACGGAACCGCAGACCGAAGAGAAGAACAAAAGUCCAUGGAGCGCUUCAAGAUCUCCCCAUGCGGCCGCUACGUGGGCCUGGUCGGUACCUCUCGCAAGGGUGGUGGUCUGAUCAACGUCCUCGACGCCAACACCGCCCAAUGGAUCGCGCAAGUGCGCGUCGACGGCCGCGGCGGUGUUGCUGAUUUCGCCUGGUGGUCCGACGGCGAGGGAAUGACCGUUGCAAGCAAGAACGGUGAGGUGUCCGAGUGGGAUGGCCGACUAAACCGUGUCGUGGCUCGCUGGCUCGAUGCCGGUGCUGUCGGUACUACCGUCCUCACUCUGGGUGGCCUCUCGGGCCGCAACACACUUGGUGGAGACCGUUGGGUUGCUAUUGGAAGUUCUAGUGGUAUCACCAACAUUUACGACCGCCGUGAAUGGGCUGCUGCGUAUGCAAACGCUUCGAAGGAAGAGAAGGAUAGCGCUUCGCAGGGUGGUGUUCCUCGCAACCCUCAGCCGACGCGUGUGUUGGAUCAGCUUACCACCCCUGUCAGUCAUUUGGUCUUUGCUCCUGAUGGCCAGAUGCUGGUUAUGGCUAGUCGCUGGAAGCGUGAUGCGCUGAGACUUGUUCACCUCCCAUCUUGUACCGUGUACCGCAACUGGCCCACUUCCAACACUCCAUUGGGUCGUAUAUCCUCGGUGGCCAUCUCACCGAACUCCGAGCAACUGGCUGUCGGAAACGAGCAGGGCCGAAUCCGCCUGUGGGAGAUUAGAGGAUAG
Messenger RNA from Penicillium verhagenii, 1824 nucleotides. RefSeq names its product WD40 repeat domain-containing protein. Gene Ontology annotation, molecular function: protein binding. The coding region runs from base 1 to 1824 and encodes 607 amino acids. Lineage: Eukaryota; Fungi; Ascomycota; Eurotiomycetes; Eurotiales; Aspergillaceae. Gene Ontology annotation, biological process: rRNA processing. The record is from RefSeq and is a predicted model, not a curated record. The transcript is spliced from 4 exons. Gene Ontology annotation, cellular component: small-subunit processome; Pwp2p-containing subcomplex of 90S preribosome.